GUGUUAUGUUCGUUUUGAUUGAGGAGUGCUCUGCAGACGACGUGCAUCAAUAGCGUUCAUUACUCGGCUGCUGCUGCUGUUCUCUGCUACCAAAUAUGGAAGGUGUUGGGUGUCGGGUGGUGCGUGGGCCAGACUGGAAGUGGGGCAAGCAGGACGGGGGAGAGGGUCACGUGGGCACUGUGAGGAGCUUCGAGUCGCCGGAGGAGGUGGUGGUGGUGUGGGACACAGGCACAGCUGCCAACUACAGAUGUGCGGGCGCGUACGAUCUUCGCAUAUAUGACUCAUCACCAGCAGGCAUCAAACACGAGGGUGUGAGUUGUGGCUCGUGUGGGGUGUCGCCCAUCUUCGGGGUAAGGUGGAGUUGUGCCGAGUGCACCACCACCACCACCAGCAACAGCAGGACAGCAGACACCUCGGUGGACUUGUGCAGCUCCUGCUAUCACUCAGACAAACACAACAUCAGACACAGAUUUGUGCGUGUGGCCAAUGGGAGCAGUGAGGGAGUGGUGGUGGAGGCGAGGAGGAAGAGCAAGAAGGUGGUGGCCAGGGGCAUAUUCGCAGGCGCCAGAGUAGUCAGGGGCGUCGACUGGCAGUGGGAUGAGCAAGACGGAGGAAUGAAUCGAAGAGGAAAGAUCACCGAGAUAAUGGACUGGAGUGCCAACUGUCCCCGCAGUGCAGCCUAUGUGUUGUGGGAUCACGGCUCCAAGAACCUCUACCGAGUCGGAUUCGAGGGCAUGUCUGACGUGAAAGUGAUAGCAGAUGGGAAAGGAGGGUCGUUCUACAGAGACCAUCUGCCCCUGCUGGGAGAAGUGCCAGGCACUCGCUACUCUUCCUCUGCUGUGAAUGGAAUGAGUGGGAGGACGAAUGCGGGUGGUUUGAGUGUGGGAGAUGUGGUCAACAUCGACUUGGACUGUGAGGUGGUGAAGUCAUUCCAGCAGGGACACGGGGGGUGGACGGAUGGCAUGUUGGAGUGUGUACAGGUGGGCACCCAUGGCACAGUGGUGGGAUUGGACGAGGACAAUGACGUAGUGGUCGCCUAUCCCAGUGGAAACAGGUGGACAUUCAACCCCGCAGUGUUGAAGAGAGUCCGCGUUUUUCCCUCUCUCUUAACUAACUCUCUGGACAACCCACCCUCGUUCCACACUAGUGACAGCUUCGAGCAUGACCCCGACAACUCAGUCGGUGGUCUAACAGGAGGGGGAACAGGUAGUAACGGAAGCAACUCUCCUCGUGGUGCAGUGGGAGGGGUGGGUGCAAGCAUCGGGGCAGGAGUGACGGGAGCGUUGCAAGUGGGGGACAUAGUGCAGGUGAUCAGUGAUGCCGAGAGAAUGAAGGGGUUGCAAAGGGGCCACGGGGAGUGGGCGGUGGCUAUGAUGCCGACACUGGGCAAAGUGGGCCGUGUGCAGCAGAUCUACCAUGACAACGACAUCAAAGUGGAGGUGUGUGGCACCAGUUGGACAUACAACCCCCUCUGCGUGGUAAAACUCAACCCCCCAAAUACGACAUCCUCCUCCACCUCAUCUCACCCCCACCACCCAGACUACAACAGCAGUAGUCACCACCACGUCCACUUCCACAAUCAAAACAACAGCAGAGCAAACACUGCAGACUCAAACAAUUCUGAUAGAUUGUCGCAGCUGCUGAAGAAGCUGUUCGAGACCCCCAUCACUGGAGAGACUCACGAGGAGUUGGUGAAAGCAGCCGCCAAUGGGGACACGCAGAGGAUAGAACUCCUCCUCUCCUCCAGUGGACUCUCAGCCAACCAGAACGAAGCACCAUCUUCAACUGAGUCGUCUGGCGGUGGCCAAGUGGUGAAUGGUCUGUUUGCGGGACACACGGCACUCCAGGCUGCCAGUCAGAAUGGGCACGUGGACGCCGUCAAACUACUCAUCAAAUUCAACGCAAACCUCGAAACACAGGACAAGGAUGGGGACAGGGCCAUGCACCACGCCUCUCUUGGAGACGAGAAGGAAGUGGUGGAGGUGCUGGGCAAGGCGGGUGCUGACUUGAAUGCGAGGAACAACAAGAGACAGACUCCUCUCCAUCUGGCAGUCAACCGGGGUCACAAACAGGUGCUCAUUGCACUCCUCAAACUCGGAUGCCAUCCAAAUCUGCAGGACGGGGAGGGCGACACUCCUCUGCACGACGCCAUCAGUCGGAAGAGGGACGACAUGCUGAGUGUGUUGCUGGACUACAGGGCAGACAUGUGUGUCACAAACACCAACGGCUUCAACGCCCUACACCACGCAGCACUCAGGGGAAACCCAGGGGCGACUAAGCAGCUGCUGUCUAAGAUGUCGAGGCCGUGGAUUGUGGACGAGAAGAAAGAGGACGGCUACACUGCACUGCACCUGGCCUCCCUGAACAACCACGUGGAAGUGGCACACUUGCUAGUCAUAGAGGGCAAGGCCAACUUGGACAUUCAGAACUCAAAUUACCAGACUGCCCUGCACCUGGCAGUAGAACGCCAGCACACCCAGAUAGUGCGGCUGUUGGUCCGCAACGGGUGCCGUCUGGACGUACAAGACAAGGACGGAGACUCACCCCUACACGAGGCUCUGAGACACCACACGUUGAAGCAACUCAAACAGCUGCAAGAUAUGCAAGACGUGGGCAAACUGUUGAUGGGUCUGGGCCAACAAGGAGCGGAGAAGAAGAGCUCCGCAUCCAUUGCAUGUUUCUUGGCUGCAAAUGGAGCCGACUUGUUGAUCCAGAACAAAAAAGGACAAACACCUCUGGAUCUGUGUCCGGACCCGAACUUAUGCAAGGCACUCAAGAAAUGUUUCCGAGAACGAGAAAAAAAUGAUGACGGAAACCACUAUCUGCCGCCGGCCAAACCCACCAACAUCCACUCCCAGCAGCUGUCGGGCGCCAGUGGUGCAUCUGCCACUACUGCAGAGGAAGAGCAGUUGUCCCUGGACGAGUGCAUGGUCUGCUCGGAGAUGAGUCGCGAUGUCUUGUUCGGGCCCUGUGGUCACGUAGCCAUGUGUUCACUCUGUGCCCCCAGGGCCAAAAAAUGCCUCAUUUGCAGGGAGCCUGUGCAGACAAGAACCGAGAUUGAAGAAUGCGUGGUGUGUUCGUCGAAGAAAGCGAAUGUAUUAUUCAGCCCCUGUCAGCACAUGGUUGCAUGUGACGGCUGUGCUCCCCUGAUGAAGAAGUGUGUGCAGUGCAGAGUGCCCAUAGACCGGAUGAGUGGCUGGACCUUGUGUUGUGGGGGGCAGGGGGUGCCCAUAGUGGUGGGGGCUGCAGCUGCUGCCACGGGGGGCAAUGUCUCUUUUGCAGCACUUAACAACCAAGUGUCCAACAACAACAACCAGCAGCAGAAUAGCAAAGUGAACAAUUCGGGAGCAAACAACAAUGAAGGCGGCAGUGCACAGGCCAAGGUGCACAAUGGAGCACAUUCAGGAUCAAACGGAGGGGGUGAUAAAGAGAGGGAGGAUGUGUCGAAGCUGAAGCAGCAGCUGCAGGACCUGAAGGAGCAGACGAUGUGUCCGAUCUGUCUGGACAAACUGAAGAACAUGGUGUUCAUGUGUGGCCACGGCUACUGCCAGCUGUGUGGGGACCAGAUGGAAGAGUGUCCCAUCUGCCGCAAGAAGGUGGAGAAGCGAGUGCUGCUCUUCUGAGCCAGGCACAGGCCAGGCCAGUGUGUGUUGUCUGGCUCAGGGGGGGUGUGAUCCCGAUCAAUCAAUGGGUUCUGUCAGCCACACACAACUGUCGCCUUCAAACAACUGAACCCCACAACAGCUACACAUAAUCACGGCCGUCGACUGCUCAACGAAGCUGAUUGUCCCACGAAGAAACAUCUCAUAAAAAUGGAAGAUAGCAAAUCAAUCCAAAUAGCAGAAUGCAACUGAAUAAAACAGGCUGGAGAGGAAAUGCACCGAUUAAUGAAAGUGAUAUUAUCAUGUGAUGCGACUGGAUCUCGCAACGAGCAAUGAUUGUCUGUUUGUUUCACCUGAAGCAUGACAACAUUUCAACCAGAAACCUUACUCACAUAUCCGCAACUUCGGUUUGCUUUACCGUUCACCCCCUUUGUACAAACCACCACAAAUUUGUUCAUAAAUCGAUUGAUUUCCUUCUAUCACAUUCCGUUUAUGACCGCUCCCACGACAAAUAUGACAGAUUGGCAGGUUGUUUUUUUGAUCGAUGCAAAUUUAUCCUAGCCAUACUAUACUGCACCAUGAUGAUUUUCAGAACUGUGAUAGAUUUAAUUUAAAAAUAGCCCAAAACUUCCGACUUCGUGACUCAUUUGUUAUUUUCAUUUAAAUUAACGAAUAUACAAUUCUCUAAUUAUAAUCAAAUUUUUGAUUUUGAACUAAUUAAUUGAUUGUUUCCCAAUUUAUUAU
Molecule: messenger RNA, 4346 nt
Organism: Symsagittifera roscoffensis
Lineage: Eukaryota; Metazoa; Xenacoelomorpha; Acoela; Convolutidae
Product: E3 ubiquitin-protein ligase MIB1-like
Exons: 18
Coding region: 96-3623 (1175 amino acids)
Biological process (GO): protein ubiquitination; Notch signaling pathway; endocytosis
Cellular component (GO): cytoplasm
Molecular function (GO): ubiquitin-protein transferase activity; protein binding; zinc ion binding
Source: RefSeq, a predicted model, not a curated record